AUGUCUACGAAGCUUGCUGCUGCCCGCUACGGCAAGGACAAUGUCCGUGUCUACAAGGUCCACCGCGAUGAAAAGACCGGCUUCCAGACCGUGGUUGAGAUGACCGUCUGCUGCCUUUUGGAGGGCGACAUUGACGUUUCCUACACCAAAGCCGACAACAGCGUCGUCGUCGCUACAGACUCCAUCAAAAACACAAUCUUUAUCCUCGCCAAACAACACCCCGUCACAACACCCGAAGUCUUUGGGUCCAUCAUCGGAUCGCACUUCAUCGAAAAAUACAGCCAUAUCCAUGCCGCCCAUGUCAGCAUCAUCACCCACCGAUGGACCCGCAUGACCAUCGACGGCAAGCCACACCCUCACUCCUUCCUGCGCGACGGCGCUGAAACCCGCAAUGUCCAGGUUGACGUUGCCGAGGGCAAGGGCAUUCAGAUCGCUUCCACAAUCUCGGGGUUGCACGUCCUCAAGUCCACUGGCUCACAAUUCUGGGGAUUCGUGCGCGACGAGUACACUACUUUACCAGAAGUCUGGGAUCGUAUUCUCAGCACUGAGGUCGAUGCAACAUGGAACUGGAAGAAUUUCUCGAGCUUGGCCGAGGUACAGGCUGAUUCUGCGCGGUUCGAUAAUGCAUGGAGUGCUGCACGAGAGAUUACGCUGAGCACGUUCGCAAAGGAGAACAGCGCCAGUGUGCAGGCUACCAUGUACAAUAUGGCUGAUCAGAUUUUGGCUGUUGUGCCGCAGGUCGAGACGGUGGAGUACUCGUUGCCUAACAAGCAUUACUUUGAAGUUGACUUGAAAUGGCACAAGGGCAUCAAGAACACAGGCAAGGAUGCCGAAGUCUUUGCUCCCCAGUCCGGUCCCAACGGACUUAUCAAGUGCACCGUAGCUCGCACUUCCAAGGCCAAGUUGUGA
Messenger RNA from Talaromyces amestolkiae, 909 nucleotides. RefSeq lists its product as uncharacterized. NCBI's taxonomy places the organism in Eukaryota, Fungi, Ascomycota, Eurotiomycetes, Eurotiales, Trichocomaceae. Gene Ontology annotation, cellular component: peroxisome. Bases 1 to 909 code for a protein of 302 amino acids. The record is from RefSeq and is a predicted model, not a curated record. Gene Ontology annotation, biological process: urate catabolic process; purine nucleobase catabolic process. Gene Ontology annotation, molecular function: urate oxidase activity. The transcript has 3 exons.